AAGAGGCUCGAGCGAGACAGUGCCGUUAUCAUGGAUGGAAAAGUGUACAAGGAAAAAGUGAAAAAUCCAAGAGCGAACGCUAAUAUUCUUAGCGCGUUGACGUUUUCUUGGAUCCUUCCCACAUUCUGGGUGGGUUACCACAGGGAUCUUGAAGUAACUGAUUUAUACACACCGCUUAAAGAGCAUACAAGUGGUAUUCUUGGUGUUAAGAUCGCGGAAGCCUGGCAGAAAGAAUGCGAGGCUUACAAUCGCCGGCUGGAAGAGAGCGAGCGGAGAGGAUCCCGGAAGGAGAUACGAAAACCCAGCCUGAUGAGAGUCCUCGUUAAGUGCUUCGGUGUCAAAGUCAUGUUGUACGGAAUCGUCCUGGCCUUCACGGAAAUCAUGUUCAGAGUGUUACAACCGAUAUUUUUGGGCAAGCUGCUGCGCUACUACAGCUCGACGGAUGUUGACGAGACGCAAGCGUAUUUGUAUGCCGCUUGCAUAGUCUUGUGCUCCGCGAUCAACGUCUUCGUCAUCCAUCCGUAUAUGAUGGCGAUCCUGCACAUGGGAAUGAAGAUUCGUGUCGCCUGUUGCUCGCUUAUCUAUCGGAAGGCGUUGCGGUUGACGAGAACCGCUCUGGGCGAGACGACAAUCGGCCAGGCGGUAAAUCUGCUGUCUAACGACGUCAAUCGCUUCGAUAUCAGCAUUAUAUUUCUGCAUUAUCUCUGGCUCGGACCGCUCGAGACAAUCGUCAUUUCUUACUUUAUGUACGAGGUGCUCGAAAACGAACUGUCCGUCAUCGUCGGAGUCGCGUCUCUGCUCUUGUUCAUUCCCCUGCAAGGAUGGUUGGGCAAAAAGUCGUCGGAAUUGCGAUUGAGAACUGCCAUUAGAACCGACGAGAGAGUGAGAUUGACGAACGAAAUUAUCAGCGGGAUCCAAGCCAUUAAGAUGUACACCUGGGAGAAUCCGUUUAGCAACCUCAUAGAAAAAGCAAGAAGGAAGGAAGUCAACGUUAUCCGAGGAACGUCCUACAUCAGAGGGGUCACCAUGUCGUUUAUCAUCUUCACCACGAGGCUGUCGCUGUUCAUCACAAUUCUGGUUUACGUGCUGUCCGGCUUCACGAUCACCGCCGAAAAGGUGUUCAUGAUAACCGCCUUCUACAACGUUCUCCGCACAACGAUGACGGUUUUCUUCCCGCAAGGAAUAACACAAGUGGCAGAGGCGAUGGUGUCCAUAAGACGACUGCAGAAAUUCAUGAUGUACGACGAAAUGACGCCUCCCGAAACAGAGACCGUGAAACAAAACAGCAACGCUGAUAAAUACAGCAAAUCGAAUGCUGAAAAGAAAGUGAAAGAGAACAAGGAAAAUUCGUGGGAGAAUAACAAAGAGAAUCCAAAUGAGAACGCGAACAAAAUCGCAAAGGAGGAAUCAGUUGCUGGUGAGAGCAAGGGCGAUGAUAAGAUUGCGCAGCAGACGAAUUGCAUUGAUUAUUGCAUUUCAAUCGAGAACGGCACCACCAAGUGGCUGGAGCACGAGCGAGAAGACACUCUGCAGAACAUCACGAUGAAGGUACGCCCGGGCGAACUGAUCGCCAUCGUUGGUCAGGUCGGUGCGGGUAAGAGCAGCUUGCUAAACGUUAUUCUGAAGGAGCUGCGUCUGCAGGAAGGUUCCGCCCAGGUUAACGGCAAAAUUGCUUAUGCUAGUCAAGAGCCGUGGCUGUUCGCAGGAUCGGUGAGGCAAAAUAUCCUGUUCGGUCGAAAAAUGGACCAGAGCCGUUACGAUCGCGUGGUCAAGGUAUGUCAAUUGAAGAGGGACUUCAGCUUGCUACCUAACGCAGAUAAAACCAUUGUGGGCGAUCGAGGUAUCAGCCUUUCCGGUGGUCAACGUGCGAGAAUAAACUUGGCGAGAGCCGUUUACGCCGAAGCCGACAUAUACCUCUUGGACGAUCCCUUAAGCGCCGUGGACGCUCAUGUGGGCAAACACAUGUUUGACGAGUGCAUCGACAGAUAUUUGCGCGGCAAGACUCGGAUUCUCGUGACUCAUCAGUUGCAGUAUUUGAGCAACGUCGGCAGAAUUAUCGUUCUGAAAGACGGUGCCAUCCAAGCCGAAGGCACUUAUGAAGAGUUGGGUUCCAUGGGCGUAGACUUCGGUCGAUUGUUGGAGAAUAAAAAGGAAACGGAAGAGAAAGCUCCUUCGUCGGUUCCUGUUAGUCGAAGCAAUUCGCGCACCGGCAGUAUCACGUCGCUGAGUUCCUUCAUGACAAAUGACACUUCGAAGGAAGAACCCGAAGAGUUGGCUGAGAUGCGGUCGAAGGGCAAUGUUUCCGGCAAAGUGUACGGAGGUUACUUCAGUGCCGGUGGCAAUUGUUGUGUGAUAUUUAUGGUUUCCAUGCUUUGCAUAUUGACGCAAUUAGCGGCCAGCGGUGGCGAUUUCUUCAUUGCGCGAUGGGUCGAAAUAGAAGAACAUUAUGUGAAUCAAACGGACGACGGUAUUGUGGUAGAUUCGAGAAGUCCCCUGACUCGCGACCAAUGCAUCUACAUCUUCACCGGGCUGACUGCGUUGACGAUCGGCGUGACUCUGAUUCGCUCGUUCACCUUCUUCGGGACUUGCAUGCGCGCCUCCAUGCGGCUGCACGAUCGCAUGUUCCGUAGCAUCAGUCGCGCUACGAUGCGUUUCUUCAAUACCAACACGUCCGGUCGCGUUCUCAAUCGCUUCUCCAAGGACAUGGGCGCGGUUGACGAGAUUCUGCCUACCGCGCUUAUCGACUGCAUUCAAAUCGGUUUGUCGUUGCUCGGCAUCAUCGUCGUGGUCGCCAUCGCCAACGUGUGGUUGUUAAUCCCCACGGUAAUCAUCGGCAUCGUUUUUUAUUAUCUAAGAGUGUUUUACUUGGCCACCAGUCGCAGCGUCAAACGUCUCGAGGGCAUCACUCGCUCGCCGGUCUUCGCUCAUCUGAGCGCGACUCUGCAAGGAUUACCGACGAUCCGUGCAUUCGAGGCGGAAGAAAUCUUAACAAAGGAAUUCGAUCGUCAUCAGGAUCUCCAUUCGUCCGCUUGGUUUAUCUUUAUCGCGUCUUCGCGCGCCUUCGGUUUUUGGUUGGAUAUUUUCUGCGUAUUAUACAUCGUGCUUGUCACAAUGAGCUUCUUGGUGCUGAACAACUACGGACGCGGCUCGAUGGACGGCGGAUACGUUGGCCUGGCGAUCACUCAAACAUUGGGUAUAACCGGUAUGUUCCAGUGGGGCAUGCGACAAAGCGCCGAGCUGGAGAACCAAAUGACUUCAGUGGAACGUAUUCUCGAGUACAGCAAAGUAGAGAGCGAGCCUCCCCUGGAAAGUACCCCCGAGAAGAAGCCCAAGAACGAGUGGCCGGAGGAGGGUAAGAUCGAGUUCAAGAGCGUGUUUCUGCGUUACGCGCCAACGGAGCCGCCGGUACUCAAGAAUCUUAGUUUCGUCAUCUUUCCGCGCGAAAAAAUCGGCAUCGUCGGUAGAACCGGCGCCGGUAAAUCGUCAUUAAUCCAGGCUCUCUUCCGUCUGGCCGAGAUGGAAGGCGCGAUCGAGAUCGACGGCGUCAACACCAACGAGAUCGGUUUGCACGAUCUGCGAUCUAAGAUUAGCAUCAUCCCGCAAGAGCCAUUCCUGUUCUCCGGAACUCUCAGACGUAACCUCGAUCCGUUCGACUCUUACACCGAUCACCUGUUGUGGCAAGCGCUCGAGGAGGUCGAGAUGAAGGAGAUGGGUCUGGAAUCGCACAUCAACGAGGGCGGUUCCAAUCUUAGCGUCGGUCAGCGACAGCUGGUCUGUCUGGCGCGCGCCAUCGUCAGGAACAACCCGAUACUCGUGCUGGACGAAGCAACCGCCAAUGUGGAUCCGCGAACAGACGAGUUGAUUCAGACGACAAUCAGACGUAAAUUCGAGAAGUGCACGGUUCUGACGAUUGCUCAUCGACUCAACACCGUUAUGGACAGCGAUCGCAUCCUGGUGAUGGACGCCGGUAGUGCGGUGGAAUUCGAUCAUCCCCACGUGUUGCUGCAGAAGGAAACAGGCUAUCUGAAGAGCAUGGUGCUGGAGACUGGCAAGGCGAUGGCGGACGCGCUGACCAACGUCGCUCGUGAGAGCUAUAACAGUCGCUCGUCCACGACGUUCUGAUGCGUCCGCGGUGUUAAUUAUUCAAUCGUUGUGCGUCAGGGUGAUGGUCAUCGCGACGGACGGCCCCGUUUCCGCGAGAAUCCCGUCGGUUUUCGCGGAUCGUCUCCUCGAGCAACUCCGGGAAAAUUAUCAUCGAAAGAAAUUAAGCGAAGAAAAAAAAAAGACGAGUAAAUACAUAAAUUCGAAAAUCCCGAAUACAGCAUCUAUAUAUUAUAAAUCGGGAUCGAAUGAGUUUUAACAAUAUCGAGAAUUGUCGAUAGAUAAAUGAAAAUGUAGAUAAUAUACGAGUAAGAAUUCGAGAAGUCUGGAAGAGACUUGAAAAUAAAAAAGCGGAAAACACGCGAGACGAGAUUUAGGUGCUGUAAUUGCGUUUACAAGAUACAUGCAAAAUAUUUAGAACGAUCGGAAUUUAAGAAUUGAGAUUCUGACAAAUUGCAGAAAUAGAAUUUCCAUACGAAUGUAGUGUAGGAGAAUAUGGUGUAAGGACGAGAUAAGAGUCUAAGGAUUAUAUAAGAGAAGAUUCUCAGAAAUAUACACGACGAGAGAGAUAGAGAAAUAAAUAAAAUAAAUCUCCGACGAAGGAAUAUAUAUAUAUAUAUAUAUGUGCGCGAAAAUCGUAAUCUCGGAUUUUCGGGAUUUCAAAACUUUCGAAAGUUUUCACUUGGUGCUAAACAUUUUAGUUAGGAAGAAUUUCGCGCGUUCGAGGAAUGCCACGAAGAAGAAAAGGCGCCAAGAGCUCCUCCCCGGCGAAGAAACUUUCGCGACGGGAGAUUAAUGAAUUAAUAAUCGUUUUUACUGCAAGUUGCACUGUCUCAUCUAGCUGGUCUUUUUUGGCUGGCGCAAGUUUAUUUCUCCACGCUGCCACUUCGAUGUUACACACAACAACACGCCAAUGUCGUUGCCAAUGCAGCGCGAGCUUUUCUCACGUAGAAAAAUGAGCCAAGCGUAAUCUCUGACAAGAGCAAGGAGAAAAAAAAAAGCUCGCUCUUGAUAUCGGCGCAAAACACCGCAGUAUUAUUACGUAACUUUUGUAUCAGAUGCUUGAUCCUUGAGAAUUGUACUUAAACGUUUAUAGAUAAUACGAGAAAAAGAUUCACAUAAUUUUUUAUACUCGUUGUAUACAUAUAUAUAUAUAUAUAUAUAUAUAUACACACACACACACAACAAACUCCGAUGAACAGAAAGACAUACGGUUGCCCAGAAAGAGCAAAUAAUGAAUUAUAGAUUAUAGCGCGGUUCUCGCGAUACUAUGUUUUUCGUGAUACUCACAUUUUUCUUGGCUGCCAGAAAAGUCUGGCCUUUCUCCGGGUCAAGACCGUAUAUAUAUAUAUAUAUAUAUCUGCAAUUUUGCAAGGGUUCUAUACGAUGAUGUUCCUUCCAUUAGAUUGGUGCUACAAGUACAAGGAAGACCAAAAAGAAGAGGUGCCUCUGCGUAAGUUAAAAAAAAAAAAAAAAAAUUA
This is a messenger RNA of Pseudomyrmex gracilis, 5582 nucleotides long. Its product is annotated as probable multidrug resistance-associated protein lethal(2)03659. The transcript has 14 exons. Gene Ontology annotation, biological process: transmembrane transport. Gene Ontology annotation, molecular function: ATP hydrolysis activity; ATP binding; ABC-type transporter activity. The record is from RefSeq and is a predicted model, not a curated record. NCBI's taxonomy places the organism in Eukaryota, Metazoa, Arthropoda, Insecta, Hymenoptera, Formicidae. Gene Ontology annotation, cellular component: membrane. The coding region runs from base 31 to 4122 and encodes 1363 amino acids.